Molecule: messenger RNA, 306 nt
Organism: Plenodomus lingam JN3
Lineage: Eukaryota; Fungi; Ascomycota; Dothideomycetes; Pleosporales; Leptosphaeriaceae
Source: RefSeq, a predicted model, not a curated record
AUGCCUCGCUCUUGUUGCUAUGAUUACAGCAGUGUCACCAUCUCCCAUCUCCAUCUCCAAAGCAAGCGCGAAAAUAACUCGAGAGGAAAAGCGCAAAAAGGAAGAAAGAAAGAAGAAGAAAAGAAGAAGAAGAAGAAGAAGAAGAAGAAGAAGAAGAAGAAGAAGGAGAAGAAGAAGAAGAAGAAGAAGGAGAAGAAGAAGAAGAAGAAGAAGAAGAAGAAGAAGAAGCACAUCCCAUCAACAAUGUACAAAAUCUCAAACAUCAGCCCAGCCCGUACGGCCUCGGAAACACAAACACGCUUCUAG